Messenger RNA from Bathycoccus prasinos, 2316 nucleotides. RefSeq lists its product with no specific name. Lineage: Eukaryota; Viridiplantae; Chlorophyta; Mamiellophyceae; Mamiellales; Bathycoccaceae. The transcript has a single exon. Bases 1 to 2316 code for a protein of 771 amino acids. The record is from RefSeq and is a predicted model, not a curated record.
AUGACGACGCGUAAAGAAGAGAAGCGACGGGAACACAAAAAGAGCAACAACAAAAACGUGACUCUGUGGGAACGGAAAAAUAACGCGUUGCGUUUCAUCGAAGACGAGGACAGGACGACCAAAACGUUGUCCGAUUGGGGGAGAUCCUCCUCGGUGUCCUCCGUUGGAGGGACGAGCGUGCAGAACACGAACAACGAGAACGAAGACGCGUUGGAAGUGCUCGCGAAUUCCGUGAACGUUAUUUUUAGCGACACGAAUAGUAAGAGUAAGAGCACUACAAAUGAGAACGCGUCGUACGUGACGAAGACGGAGUUUGAUUUCGCGAUGCAAGCCGCGCAGAACGCGCUCAAGGCGAAAACGAGAGCCAACCACAUGUUGACGUUACAAGCGAAAGCGGCGAUGCAAAACGCGGUGACCGCUUUAAAGAUAACCGAGAAAGAGUGUCAAACGUUACGAACGCAACUGAUGGAUUUGAGGCGAGAUCCAGAUUUAGCGACGGAGUUGAUGAUUGAAGACGCGCUCAGGCGAGACCGGGAGCAGCUCAGAGUGGCGAAAGAACGGGUGAAGAAACUGUCGAACGCGUAUAGGAUGUUACAGAGCGAGAUCGGGAAGGAGAGGUACGAAGCGGCGGCUUUUGUUAGCGGAGCGAGAAGAGGGGAAGAGGAAGAGGGAGGAUACGAAGGAGAGCGAAGACGAAGAGAAGAGGGAGGCGGGACGACGUCGAGCGACGGCAACAAGCGCAAUAAUAGGAAUACUACGCUCGUUUCAAUUUUACCCGUCGCGAUGGAAUAUCCUAUUAAACUCGACAGAGCGCACGAGACGAGGACGAUCGUUUUGGCGCAGUUGUGCAUGCAAGGCUACGCGUUGGACGAUUGCGAACGGGCCAUGGAGGAGUUGCAAUCGACGGAUUUAUACGAGUGUUUAGAUUGGUUGGAGGAAAGGGAAGCGUUACGCGCUGUGUAUAACGAAGAGACGUUGAUGCUCAAAAGAGACGAGGAGGAAGAGAAGUUUGAAGAGGAAGAAGCUGAGGAGGAGGAGGAGGAAUCUGAGGAAGAUAGAGCGGCGAGACGACGGCGACAGCUGGCAGCCUCGAGAUUAAUCGACGACGAGACGACAGAAGAUAACGACGACGACGACGACGAUGAACGGAGUUCGUUCGAAUUAGGUGAUGAGUUUGAUUACGCCAAAUACGAUUCAUCGAAUUUACGUUUGACUUCCGAAGAGUUGUACGCGGCAAGAGCAAGAGCGGUGCGCGUUUUGUGCGCGUGCGCCACGGAUCCACCGUCGCGGCAAGAGCUUGAUGAAAAAGAAGAACGACGAAUGAUGAUGAACAUAGAAGACAAUCCCUUGGAUUUAGGAAAGAAAGAAGAAGAAGAAGAAGUUUCGUUCGAAUCGACAGAUUUGGAUGAAGACGAUUCAGAUUAUGACGAAGAAGACGACGACGAUAACUCGGAAGAUUUAAGCGCGAAACGUAGAGCGAAGGAAGCCAAGAUGAACACGCGCGCGAACCAAAUGCUCAACUCACCCAUCCGAAAAGACAAACAUGAUUUGGCAAAAUCGGGUAAGAAUUUGUCGUCACUGACGUCCGAAAUUGUCAUGAAAAAGGAUCCAGAAGUUUUGCGGAAGGAAUAUUACAUUCGAAGAGAUAAGAUGGCGUUCAGUUUUCGCGCGAUUGUCGCGCUGACGAAACUCGCCGAAUCUGCAUCUUCUUCGUUUUUUAUCUUACACAACGGCGGGUUACGCGCCGCCACGGAAUGCUUGCGGAAAUACGGAGAAACUUCCUCAUCGUGUGCGAGAGCAUCGUUCGCGCUGAUUCGACAAUUCGCCAGCGGUGGCGGAGGAGGAGAGGAGAAUGGCGCCGACGAUUUUUUCUCCUCCGUAACGGCGAAACAUUUCGUACAAACCGAACGGUUUCGCAUUUUGCCCUUGCUCGUUUUGCGCGCCGUCGAGGCACGAAUGGAAGAUUUCGACGUCGUUUCAGAUGGACUGAAGUGUUUGUGGACGUUAAUUGCGCUCGGCGGCGAUCGAACGCGGAAGCAGUUGUUGAAGAGCAACAUCGCGUUCACUAUUCGAGACGCAUUGGCGGUGUCGAAGGACGACGACGAACAAUACCGCGGUCGACGGUUUAAGCGCGUCAUCGGAUGUGGGUUGGCCAUGUGUUUAGAUUGCACGGAUGCGCAGGAGUUGUUCACUAGACUGAGCAUACCAGGAUUGAUUCGAGCGAAGUUGAUUGAGUUUCCUUCGAUUAAGUUUUCUGGCGAAUUUGCAGAUUUGCGAGAGUUUCUGGCAAGCGCGAAGAAGAAGCCCACGCAGUGA